AUGGCCUCCCUGCGACUUCGGUCCCUGCCUCUGCGGGCACGUCGCUCUGCGCCAAUAGUCGCAGCAACUCGAUCCUCAUUAUGCCGACCUCGACCUUCAAUGACAACCAGCACCUCAAGCACCCGCACCCACUCCACAUCCUCCGUUUCCGCCGAUGAACUCUCCCACUUCUCCGCGCUCGCCAGCUCCUGGUGGGACCCAAUGGGCCCCUCGCGCAUUUUGCAUCUGAUGAACCCACUCCGGCAUGAAUUCAUCGCCUCCUGUCUCGCAGACGGCUCGCCUGCGCCUCCCAGCUCUGAUUCCAACUCCACCAAUCCGGCAGACCUCCACUACCUAGACGUUGGCUGCGGCGGCGGCAUCUUCGCCGAAUCACUCGCGCGCACCAUUCCCCUCGACUCCUCUGCUUCCGCACCGACAGCAACGCGCGCCGCCUCCAUGACCGCUGUCGACCCCUCCACAACACUCAUCCAGAUCGCGCGCGACCACGCGCGAACCGACCCGGCGGUCGAUGCGCACCUGCGCAGCGGCCGAUUCCAGUAUCUGAACACAACACUGGAAGAUGUUAUUGCACCGCAAUCUUCCACGUCUGCAUCUACACCCGGCGCACCUUCACCACAAUCCUCUUCUUCAUCUCCGUCCUCACCCUCACCCCAAUUCGACAUAGUCACCCUCUUCGAAGUCCUCGAACACAUCGACCCCACGACCUCGUCGCCCCUCGGCUUCCUAACCAACUGUCUGCGCACCCUCAAACCAGGCGGUUGGCUAAUCGGCUCGACCAUCUCGCGCACCUUCCCUUCCUUUGUCUUGAACCAGGUCAUCGCCGAGGCGCCCUGGCCCAUCGGCGUCGUGCCGCGCGGGACCCAUGAGUGGAACAAGUUUGUGAACCCGCCCGAGGUGCAUGGCUGGGUGCAAGAGGGACUGAUGCGUGCGGCGGAUACGUCGACAAGGCGCGGUGGUCCCAGUGACCUGGAGGGUAUGCAAUGGAAGUGUGUAGGUGCCGUGUAUGUGCCUGGCUUGGGGUGGAAGAUGGUGCCCGGGGCUGAGGAGUGGGGGAAUUAUUUCUGGGCUGUGAGGAAGGGCGAUGCUCCUGUAUAA
Penicillium alfredii is the source of this 1095-nucleotide messenger RNA. Its product is annotated as 3-demethylubiquinone-9 3-methyltransferase. Lineage: Eukaryota; Fungi; Ascomycota; Eurotiomycetes; Eurotiales; Aspergillaceae. Gene Ontology annotation, biological process: ubiquinone biosynthetic process. Bases 1 to 1095 code for a protein of 364 amino acids. The transcript has a single exon. The record is from RefSeq and is a predicted model, not a curated record. Gene Ontology annotation, molecular function: 2-methoxy-6-polyprenyl-1,4-benzoquinol methyltransferase activity.